AUGUGAUGGUCCUGCCCAAGUGAUUUAAGCUGCGGGAGCUGGGUGCUGAGUCACGCUGGGCUGUGGAGCAGGGGCUUUGGGGUGUCCUGCCUGGUGGGGCUGGUGUUUGCAGCAUGGAGCAAGGACUGGUCGUUACUCAGCUGGACAUCCAGCCUGGUGAGUGCAUCAAGGUCAAAGGGAAGAUCCUGUCUGAUGCCAAAGGGUUUGCUGUGAAUGUAGGGAAGGACAGCAGCAACCUCAUGCUGCAUUUCAACCCUCGCUUUGACUGCCACGGGGAUGUCAACACCGUUGUGUGCAAUUCGAAGCAGGAUGGCACGUGGGGUGAGGAGGACAGGAAGGCUGAUUUUCCCUUCCAGUACGGUGACAAGAUUGAGAUUUGCAUCUCCUUCAAUGAAAUGGAGGCAACGGUGAAGCUGCCCGAGGUGGAGUUCCAGUUCCCUAAUCGUCUGAGCAUGGAGAAAAUUGAAUACCUGGCUGUGGAGGGUGACUUUAAAGUCAAAGCCAUUAAGUUCAGCCAACAGCGAUAGCUUGUUUAGUGUUCUCACCCUGCAUAGCGAAAUAAACCCAAACUUGCAAUGGC
Molecule: messenger RNA, 580 nt
Organism: Phalacrocorax carbo (great cormorant)
Lineage: Eukaryota; Metazoa; Chordata; Aves; Suliformes; Phalacrocoracidae
Source: RefSeq, a predicted model, not a curated record